GGUCUCUUCAAGAAAUUGGAAAUCGACGACUGUCUUUUCUUCUAUAUAAAUCGUGAGGACCGAAGAGCAAGUUCUUUUUCCUUUCCGCUUCCAUGGCUGGUUUCGUCUUCUUCGUCACGCUCACGUCUGGUUUCGCUAUAUAAAUACACCACCGCACUAUCGUUAACCUUCACUGAACACUCGGCGAUUCAUACAACAAGUGGGGAAAGUUGGGAAACAAAAAUAAACAAGAGAUAAAAGGAGCCCUAGAAUUGAUCGAGUUUUUCUAUUUGGUGGAUAUCGAAAUGGACGCGAAAGCGAAUGGUCCGAGCGCCAAGCAGUCGGGUCGAGCUGUGGAUGGUCCAACUAACCCGAUGGUUACGCCUCUGCUUACGGAUCUUUACCAGUUUACCAUGGCUUACGCUUACUGGAAGGCCGGCAAGCACAACGAGAGAGCCGUGUUUGAUUUAUAUUUUCGGAAGAAUCCUUUUGGUGGUGAAUAUACAGUCUUUGCUGGCUUAGAGGAAUGCAUAAGAUUCAUUGCUAAUUUCAGAUUAACUGAGGAUGAGAUCUCAUUUAUCCGUGAAACCUUGCCUUCAUGUGAGGAGGGCUUCUGCGAUUAUCUUAGGGAAAUUGACUGUUCUGAUGUUGAAGUAUAUUCUGUUUCAGAGGGAUCAGUUGUUUUCCCUAAGGUACCCCUGCUGAGAGUUGAAGGACCAGUUGCUGUGGUUCAACUGUUGGAAACUCCAUUUCUGAAUCUUGUCAAUUAUGCAUCCUUGGUGGCUACAAAUGCUGCCAGACAUCGGUUUGUUGCUGGGAAAUCCAAACUUCUACUUGAGUUUGGCCUUCGGCGAGCUCAGGGACCUGAUGGUGCAAUAAGUGCAUCAAAAUACUGCUACAUGGGAGGAUUUGAUGCAACAAGCAAUGUUGCAGCUGGGAUGUUAUUUGGGAUACCUCUCCGUGGAACACAUUCCCACGCUUUUGUUAGUUCAUAUAUGAGCCCCGAUGAGAUUGUAGAGAAAUCACUUCAAAGUGCUGAUGGAUCAAGUACUUGUGAGGAUUUUGUCAGUCUGGUUCAGACUUGGUUAAAUAAAAUUCAGUGGUUACAUUCAUUACGUGGCACUUUUGGUGAGACCAAUCAAAGUGAGCUGGCAGCCUUUACCUCCUAUGCUUUAGCAUUCCCUAACAACUUUCUUGCUCUUGUAGACACAUAUGAUGUUUUGAGGAGCGGAGUCCCCAACUUCUGUGCAGUUGCACUAGCACUAAGUGACUUGGGAUACAAAGCAGUAGGCAUCAGAUUGGACUCCGGCGACUUGGCAUAUUUGUCUUCUGAGGCUCGAAUAUUCUUUCAUACCAUUGAGAAAGAAUUUGGCGUUUCUGGUUUUGGGAAUACAAAUAUUACUGCUAGUAAUGAUCUCAAUGAAGAAACUUUAGAUGCUCUAAAUAAACAGGGACAUGAAGUAGAUGCAUUUGGGAUAGGAACCUAUCUGGUCACUUGCUAUUCUCAAGCUGCUCUAGGUUGUGUUUUUAAGCUUGUUGAGAUAAACGAUCAACCUCGAAUAAAACUUUCUGAAGAUGUUUCGAAGGUCUCUAUACCCUGUAAAAAACGGUGUUAUAGACUGUAUGGCAAAGAGGGUUACCCACUGGUGGACAUUAUGACUGGAGAAAACGAGCCACCUCCAAAGGUUGGCGAGCGAAUACUGUGUCGUCACCCUUUUAAUGAAUCCAAGAGGGCAUAUGUGGUGCCUCAACGUGUUGAAGAGCUUCUGAAAUGCUACUGGUCAGGGAAGUCAGAUAAAGCAAGAGAAGAAUUACCACUUCUGAAGGACAUCAGGCAGCGGUGUAUCAAGCAGCUUGAACAAAUGCGACCUGAUCACAUGAGGCGACUGAACCCCACACCCUACAAGGUUAGCGUAAGUGCAAAAUUGUAUGACUUCAUUCAUUUUCUAUGGCUCAACGAGGCACCUGUCGGAGAAUUGCAGUAGCAAUGUGUUUGAGAUGAAAUGCAAAGAUUACUGUACAAAUUUCAGAUCGAAGUUCAAACGCAUUUGGAGAGGCACUUUCAGUGGUUACAGCAGCACAGCAUAUACAUAAGUGCGAUUGUCGUUAAGAUGUAUUGGCAUUCCUAAAUAAAUCAUUUGGUUGUUUUCCUUGGUUUAUUCAAUUAUCAUUUGAUUAAAUAAAUACAGAUUUUCGAAUUUAGUUGCA
Carica papaya (papaya) is the source of this 2187-nucleotide messenger RNA. RefSeq names its product nicotinate phosphoribosyltransferase 2 (gene NAPRT2). Gene Ontology annotation, cellular component: cytosol. Lineage: Eukaryota; Viridiplantae; Streptophyta; Magnoliopsida; Brassicales; Caricaceae. The record is from RefSeq and is a predicted model, not a curated record. Gene Ontology annotation, biological process: NAD+ biosynthetic process via the salvage pathway. Gene Ontology annotation, molecular function: nicotinate phosphoribosyltransferase activity.